This is a messenger RNA of Ilex paraguariensis (yerba mate), 777 nucleotides long. Lineage: Eukaryota; Viridiplantae; Streptophyta; Magnoliopsida; Aquifoliales; Aquifoliaceae. The record is from the annotation of a GenBank genome assembly.
AUGAAAACUAUAGACCUCUUUUGUGCCUCUCCAGCGUCCACAGCCAUAUGCACAAGCAUUGACCAACGUACCAUUGUCCGCCAUGCCACGAGGCCAAUCGAUCGCCACCGUCAUCAUCUUGAUGAUCGAAAAAAAACCCGAGCUCCUGUCCCCCGUUCAUCUCAACCACCCUUUGAUGCCAAGUUCCGUUAUCAAAACAGUAGAUUUCGUUCUGUUAAGAAAAGUGAAUCACGUAGAAAAAGCUCAGCUGACAUACUUGACCUCACCAGUCCUCCUGGUUCCUCUAGGUAUCUCUUAAGCGACACACCCUUCAUUGACUACUCGUCAAAUUCUGAUCAGGUCUCAGCAUUGAUUCCUAGCCAAGCUGUGACUGCUAGGCCCCAGAACUUGCGUUCAAAUGGUUCUCUUGCUUCAAAAUUUUCAACAAAUGGAUCAAAUUAUUAUCCUUCUUUAACAACUUUGUCACCUCUCUCAAAUGACUCUCCUGUUUUAAAAUCUUCAUCAACCCGCUCUCGCCCAAGAAAUCAGGUUGUGGAAUUGAGGGUAUCUAUUCAUUGCAAGGGCUGUGAAGGAAAAGUGAGAAGGCAUAUCUCCAGAAUGGAAGGAGUGACAUCUUUUAAUAUAGAUUUGGCCACAAAGAAAGUGACAAUAGUAGGGGACGUGACCCCUUUAGGCGUGCUCGCAAGCGUCUCACGGGUGAAAAAUGCAGAAUUUUGGUCGUCUCCAACUUCAUCAUCUUCUUCAUCUUCAUCUCCAAUGGCCGGCCUGAUAUACUAA